This is a messenger RNA of Colletotrichum aenigma, 777 nucleotides long. It is a transcript of the gene sdnP, whose product is annotated as Sordarin/hypoxysordarin biosynthesis cluster protein P. The record is from RefSeq and is a predicted model, not a curated record. The transcript has 2 exons. NCBI's taxonomy places the organism in Eukaryota, Fungi, Ascomycota, Sordariomycetes, Glomerellales, Glomerellaceae. The coding region runs from base 1 to 777 and encodes 258 amino acids.
AUGGUCAACUUCUACUGGGAGAGUAUGCAACAGCUGUACGCCGAGCACCACAUCUUCCUAGAAAUCCUCUUCACGACCAGCUGGUGGCUACGGUACCUCGUGCCAUCUUGGAGGCGGGCAUCGAAUAGAAAGAUUGUCAAGCAUAUGAAGUAUCCGUUUAUUCCCUUGCUCGCUCACCUGACCUGUGGAACUCUCGCCAUGAUCCGUUACUAUUACCUUUACUUGGCUCUCGGAGACUCUCCGGUUCCGACCCUGCUCGACCUCGCACUCAGUCUCGGGUUCACAGCCACUGGCGUGCAGCUGUCUGGCUACGUCCGAGAAGGAAAUGUGCCCGUUCUGAAGGCUGCUUUCAAGGCGAUGGCGUUCCAACAGGCGAUCGCUACCUUCGCAGGGUACACAUAUGGGUCCGCGCACUGGCAUCGCGCUGGCAUCAAAGUGAUGAACGCUUUCGUUUGGGUGCGAUGGUUCAACGAGUACGGGGCCGUUUUUCAAGGUUUCAGAUCAUACGGGGCUCGGUUUACGGCUUCGACUGUGAUUUCUCACCCGCUCUGCAUGUGGGAGGGCGAUUACCCCGCGGGGAUGCCUAUGUACGUCGCCAUGUUGUUCGCGUUCCUGGCCGUGGACAAGUGGGCAGCACGAAAACUAGACGGAAAACCAGGACCCAUCCCCCACGCUCUUGCGCAUUGCGGGUUUGUGACCGUGGAGAAGAAGCAUCGCGACGUCGAGAAGCUGGGGAUUGCGGAGAGUGAGGAGAAGACGGGCGCAAAGUUGGAGUAG